Messenger RNA from Juglans regia (Persian walnut), 2567 nucleotides. RefSeq lists its product as uncharacterized. Lineage: Eukaryota; Viridiplantae; Streptophyta; Magnoliopsida; Fagales; Juglandaceae. Gene Ontology annotation, biological process: protein transport. The record is from RefSeq and is a predicted model, not a curated record. The coding region runs from base 442 to 2535 and encodes 697 amino acids. The transcript has 6 exons.
GCAGAAAUUUGAGUCUCAUGUUUGUAGUCCGAUUUCAAAGGGGGUAAACAUAGGAGGUUGAGAAAUGACAAGUGUCCCAAGAACCGGUGGAGUAGUGGGGCAGUUUUCCACGGGAACCAGGAGUGUCUCGCGCAUCACUCUCUCCCACUACCUCAGGCUCUUCGAUCCUCACCUCCCCUCUCUCUAGAUAUACCAACCCCAACUGCCAUGGUGUUUUAGUUUCUCCUCUUCUUCUUCUUCUUCUUCAUUCCCUUCUCUUUCUUUUCCUUCUCAUCCCCAUGACAUGUUUAGCCACCUUUCUUAUACCAGCUUGAGCUCCAAAUUAAGCCUGUGUUAAUCCUCGUACCUUCUCUCUUCUUCUUGUUCAUCUUCUUACUGAGGCAGAAAAGAAAAUCCCGAUUUGUUGUGUAGAACUUAAGAAAUGUUUGACAUCUUGUUCGGAUGGCGAAAAGCUUCAAAAUGGUACUCGUGUGUGUUUCCUGUUGCAGCAAGAAACUGAUCAACCGGGUACAGUGCCGUCUAAAGCUUCUGAAGAACAAGAGGAAUUCGAUUGUGAGGCAACUGCGCGAAGACGUGGCUCAGCUAAUCGAAAGUGGUUAUGAACAUAUUGCUCUUAAUCGAGUUGAGCAGCUCAUCAAAGACGAAAGCAUAACAGCAGUGUAUGAAUUGUUAGAUCAUUUUUGUGAAUUCAUCCUCAUCCAUCUUUCGUAUAUCCGAAGACACAAGGACUGUCCAAAUGAUAUCAAUGAAGCAGUUUCAAGUCUUAUAUUUGCCUCUGCAAGAUGUGGGGAUCUACCUGAGCUUCAGGUGAUCCGGAAGCUUUUCGGAGAGCGUUAUGGUCAGAGAUUUGCUGUGUCAGCUGUAGAACUAUUUCCUGGGAAUCUAGUGAAUCAUGAGAUAAAAGAGAAACUCUCCAUUCAGUCAGUCUCAGAGGAUGUGAAGCAUAGAUUGGUUGAUGGCAUAGCCAGGGAAUGCUGCCUGAAAUCAGAAGUUUUAGCACUUGAAUACUACCCUGAAUGGCAAAAACAGCAGGUGAAAGAAAAUAGUACUGGACAUCAAGUACUGGAUACAGAUGUUCUGACUUAUUAUGAUACAAACAAAGGAUCUGAAAUUCAAGCUUCAAAUGCUAGAGAGAGAGAAAGAAAUGUCAUACAUCUGGAUUCAUUAUCAACAAGCAAGAACAUUACGAAUGAACAGUGCAGCUCUCCCAUCCAUCAAGAUUCUGGUACAUCUAGUGCUUUGACUGUUUCUUCUAAUGUACAGUCAACUAGUUCUUCUGUUGUUCAGCAAUCAUCCCCAGAUGUGGUAGAAUCUCCUAUGCAUGAAAAAGCAGAGAAAGUAGAAAAUGCCAGCCUCGAUUCACCAAGUAAGUGUAGAAUUUCUGGUUUGGACCACAAGGAAAUGAAAACUCCCACAGCAUCUUCUACAGAGAAUUUGCCUCAAUUUUCCGAGGAAGCGGUAGUAUGUUUUGAUGACAUAGAGGAGUUUCAGUCUUUCACGAAAAAGGAUGGAAAUUUCCAAGACCAAAGAGUAUUUAAGUUCAAAUCAUCUGUCGCUCCCAGGUGUGAAAAAAAUGGAAUCAGUUGUGAUCAAAAUAAUAUCGACAAUUGUGAAUCAUUGAGUGAGAGGUCAGGCUCAAGAAGAUGUAGAAAAGGUGGAAAGGAAUCUGGGAAAAGAUUGAGGACAUCAAUGCCUCGGGAAAAACAAAGCAUGAACAACAUUGAAUGUGUAACUUAUUAUGACAAACCGUGCAAAACUUCUCCAACUAAUCAUCCCAGCAAGCAUCAGAAGAAGACUCCAGGAGUAGGAAGGCAACACUCAUAUGAUGCUCGGAAAGGACUGAAGAAACCUUACUGUUUUGUCGACUUGAGUGGUAACAUCCAGACAUGUAACUGCAGGCAUGAUCUCAAGGGAUCAUUCUUUAACCAUGAGAUGCCUGAGAACAGCUUGAGACACCGAUUUUAUGUUUGCUCCUGUGGGGACAAAGGCACAGACAACCUGGAAGUUUUACCAUGGAAGCUAAAGAGAGAAAUCACCUUCCCAAAUCACGGUCCCAAAAGAGAACAUGUUUGUCAUGAAUGUUGCCAUCACCACAGGUUCUGGAAUGGAGAAUCAAAUAAGGACAUAGAAUGGACAAUCCUCCCUCAGAAACCGAGGAGAACAAGUAACUGCAGCGGUGAUAGUGUGCAUAAUGAUUUCACCUGCCCAGAUUUGCAGCAUAAUUGGCAGAACAGUGAAAUGAGAGGCAGUGAAGACAGAUUUUCCAGCCAAACGAUGGAUAGUUGUUUUACAAGAAAAGAAACUUUGCCCCCCUAUUCAAGAGCUGAGACCAUGCCCUCGGAACGACCUAAAGAAGCAAGCAAGGAAAACAUGCAACGCUCCAAUUCUUGCCCUUAUCAACAUCCCAACCAUGUUCAUCCCAAGUUGCCUGACUAUGAUGCUAUAGCAGCUAAGUUUACGUCUCUCAAGAAAGAGCAUCUGCAAAAGAAAGGCUGUGGCAUGCCAACAACAGGCAUCAUGAUCUCAUAUGAUUAAUACACGAAAGCUUUAUAUUAUAUACUUUUAUU